This is a messenger RNA of Salmo salar (Atlantic salmon), 2535 nucleotides long. Lineage: Eukaryota; Metazoa; Chordata; Actinopteri; Salmoniformes; Salmonidae. The record is from RefSeq and is a predicted model, not a curated record.
UGUACUUUCAACAAAGAAUUGUUAUUUUCAUGAAUUCUGUAUUUUGGAAAUUCGAAUACGUGCCAUGAAUAUCUGUAAAAUUCGGUUUACUCCUCGCAGGUAAAUGUAGCAGCAUUUUCUGUAGUGUAGUGGUUAUCACGUUUGUUCACACGCGAAAGGUCACUGGUUCGAAACCAGGCGGAAACAACGCUCAUCGACACAUUCAAGAAGUACCAUAGUGUUAACAAAGAAUUUCAUUAAUCCCUUAUUUUGGAAAUUCGAAUACGUGCCAUGAAUAUUUUUAAAAUUCGGUUUACUCCUUGCAGCUAAUUGUAGCAGUAGUUUCUGUGGUGUAGUGGUUAUCACGUUCGCUUCACACGCCCCUUUUUGGAGUUUCAGGAAGUGGAAGAGAAGCAGGCGUCUGAGUGCUUGAGAGAGAAUAUCGUUUUUUUUGGAGGUCUAGUUGACUUAUAAGUUUGAAAGUUUGUGAGUGACUGUAGUGAAGUUUCUGUGAAACGUUUUUGCUAUUGUCCCCCAUCAGCGUGAGCUGUUUGGGGGAUAUUGCUUAAAAUAACCGGACGGACAACAUGGCUUCGACAUCAAGAAUACAAACGACGACGAGAAAGGACAACAGUGAAAUCAGAAUGUUAAACGAAGAACUGAAAAAAGAACAUAUGAGAAGGAACUGACGGUGAACGUGGAAAUAAGUGGAGAAGGGAAAAUAACAACGAUGGAAUUGCUGAGAGGAAUAAAGGAAGUUUGCGGAACAAUACUGGGAUGUCGAAUGAAAGACGGGAAUAAGUACGAAGUAACAAUGUCUCAUGUAAAUGGAAAAGAAAGACUAAUAGACGGGCUAAAGAUAAAGAACUGUCAAAUCAUGGCUAAAGAACUAGGGAACGAUGAGCUGGUGGUGUCCUUUUUGAACUUGCCCGCAUACAUUACGGAUGAGGAGAUAGAAGAGAAACUAAAAGGCUGGAAGGUGAAGGCGACCACGCCAAUCAAGAGGAGGAUGUGGCCAGGAACGGACAUUGUAGAUGGGACAAGAUUUUGCAAGCUUGACAAUCCAAGUGACGACCCUUUCCAGGGAACUGAACGACAAGGAAGAGGUGGCGCAACAAUGGGCCCCUAUCAGGCUCUGAAAGAGGACUAUAAACAAUCUGGAUACGACAUGGGCCACCUGUUCCCCGUGUCGCACGCACACACGCAGGAAACCGCUGAUGCCACCUUCACCCUCACCAACGUGGUGCCCCAGGACAGGUGUCUGAACGAAAUCUGGUGGAGGGAUCUGGAAGGCAAAAUCAUAAAACAUUUAGACAAUAAUCUAAAGCAAAGAUUUUCAGAAGCCUACGUGGUUACCGGGGCUGUGCCGGGCAGGUCUACGAUCAGUAAUACCGUGAACGUGAACGUGCCUGGGUAUCUUUGGACAGCUUUUUGCUGCUAUAAUUUUAAGACCAAGCAAGGGGUGUCGAAGGCUCACAUCGCUCCAAACGACCGCAGUCAGCGUGUCAUUGAUUGGAAGGUGGCAGAUUUAGAAACAUUUCUGUCUGGGACUGAUGGCUAUACUCAACCGUUCAGCAUCUUUCAGGGAAAAUGUAAUUCUGACUAUAACCAAUAUAUCUAUGAACAUGAUUAGAAUCCACCCAGAGCAGAGAGACGAGGUGCUGGCAGGGCUUUGGGAUUAUGAGACUGGGCUGCAGAUUAACUAAUUAAAUCUCUCAGUGCUUUGGGAUUAUUGCGCUGCAGAUAACAUGCAUUGAUAAAUGUUUUACAACUUGGGAUAUUUUGAAUAGAAAUUCAUUAACGAGGCAAGAACUGACCUGUCCACUUUAGAUUAGAUUAGAUCCAUAACAGGUUAAUCUAGUUAUAUAGUUAUCCAGAACAGAUUAAUCUAGUUAUAUAGUUAUCCAUAACAGGUUAAUCUAGUUAUAUAGUUAUCCAUAACAGGUUAAUCUAGUUAUAUAGUUAUCCAGAACAGGUUAAUCUAGUUAUAUAGUUAUCCAUAACAGGUUAAUCUAGUUAUAUAGUUAUCCAUAACAGGUUAAUCUAGUUAUAUAGUUAUCCAGAACAGGUUAAUCUAGUUAUAUAGUUAUCCAGAACAGGUUAAUCUAGUUAUAUAGUUAUCCAGAACAGGUUAAUCUAGUUAUAUAGUUAUCCAUAACAGGUUAAUCUAGUUAUAUAGUUAUCCAGAACAGGUUAAUCUAGUUAUAUAGUUAUCCAUAACAGGUUAAUCUAGUUAUAUAGUUAUCCAUAACAGGUUAAUCUAGUUAUAUAGUUAUCCAGAACAGAUUAAUCUAGUUAUAUAGUUAUCCAGAACAGGUUAAUCUAGUUAUAUAGUUAUCCAUAACAGGUUAAUCUAGUUAUAUAGUUAUCCAGAACAGGUUAAUCUAGUUAUAUAGUUAUCCAUAACAGGUUAAUCUAGUUAUAUAGUUAUCCAGAACAGGUUAAUCUAGUUAUAUAGUUAUCCAGAACAGGUUAAUCUAGUUAUAUACUGCAAACACACAAGAAAUCACUGCUGUUAAAUUCCUCUGAAUAAUAAAAAAAGCUUUGAAGCAUUCA